GCGUCCUCACCAUCGCUGCCCGCAUCACACUGGACGCUCGCAGUCACAAGCGGGUGGGUGGCUUGCGCAGCGACAACCCGUAGGCAGCAAGAGAGACUUAGCAGCUAGCUGUUGGAUUCAUCCCUGCCGUCUGAUGGGUUUGGCACGUUGACCCUGACACGGUGGUUUGCAGUAAGGGCUUCCAGUCGCCGGGUGUCAGCAGGAUCCUCAACGUGCACGAUCGGAAGGAGCAAAGGAUGUCCGAGCAGCAGCGUCCGCGAACUGAGUCCGACCACCCAACGUCUGACAAGACCUUCAAGACCUAUAUAACUUAUGAGCUUCAUGCGCCCCAGAGCCCCCGCAAGCUCUACUCGUCCUACGAACCCCAAGCACACUACGAACCACAAGCACGCUACGAACCACAAGCACGCUACAAACAAGCACCCUACGAACCACAAGCACCCUACGAACCGCAAGCACCCUACAAACCCUUAGUGCCCUACGAACCCCAAGCAUCCUACGAGCCUCACAGGCCCUACGAUGUACCCUAUAAGCCUUUCAAGCCCCAUAGGUCCUUUGAUGCAAUCUACGGUCCCUACGAUCCCUAUGAGCCCUACGAGCCCUACGAGCCCUACAAGGCCCACGAGGCCCACGAGCCCCACGAGCCCGACGAGCCCCACGAGCCCGACGAGCCCGACGAGCCCCACGAGCCCCACGAGCCCCACAAGUCCCAAGGGUCCUACCAUACCAUCUACGAGCCCAAAAAACCCUUGGAGCCCGAUAGGUCCUUGGCUGAAGACUACGAGCCCCACGUGCCCUCUGAGCAAAAUAUAACCCGAGAGCCUCACAAGACCAGGGCGCGUGGUGCUGUCCGCAAGUCCCAAGAAACCCAGGUGGCUGCUCACGCUAUUGUGACGAUCUCCCCACCUCUGGUGACCAAAUUGCCGCCUGAGAUAGAGUCUCUGAGCGAUGUGGAUCGUUUUGAUUUUAUAAGAAAAAGCUCUUUUUCUAGGAGGAGACUUCAGCAUCUUUCUAGGCCCAAAAAACAGUGGGGAUUUCCUGAUCGAAAACUGUUCUGGGGAAAUCAAGAUCCAAUUCUUCCUAUUUCCCAUGGGGCUCUGAAGGCUCAACUGACAGAAAGACUUGAGCACCUUGCUCAGCCCAAAGAAAUCUCUCACCGUUAUAUACCAAACAAAGUUCAGUUUUACUAUGGCUGUGGCAGAGAGUCUGCCAUCUGGAAUGUCCCUCAUCCUGCACUGUUUAAUCAGCCCUCCAGAAGGAUUCAGAAGCUGUCGGAGCCCAGGAGACACACACUAGAGUGUCACAUAAAUAGGCCUGUCAGUAAUUACUCAGCAAGAAGUUCUCUUCAGAUACCUGAUCCUUCUCCCAGGAUAUUACGACUCUCAGUAGCAAAGGGCAUAAGUCCAGAAUAUGUUCCUCCAAAAAGUAUUGAAACCAAGCCUUCAUAUUCUACUUUAAAUGCUAUUGCAUCUCCAAGAAUUAUAGACCUUGCCCAUCCAAGGUUGAAGAUAGAGGGUCUGUGCUAUGAAAGAGAAAAAAGUGAAAUGCCCAUCCGUCCAAUAUCCCACGCUGCCUUACAAGCUGAAUCUAGCCCUCGGAUAGUAUCUUUGGCUAAGGCCAAGCCUCUUCAUGAAGAUUAUGUACCAGGUCGGGAUGCCUAUUGGUCAGUAUCUCAUGCAGCAAUCCAUACCACAGCAUCUCCUAGAGUUCAGGAAUUGGCUAAUCCAUCUCAAAGGGCUAUGCGUGCUGUCUACUAUGACCCUGAAGUCUUUAAAGUCAAGCCAGCAGCCUUGAAAUCAGUAUGUACUCCAAGGAUCCAGGAAUUGGCAGAACCUGUGGUUCGUUAAGUACAGAGAGCCUUAUCAGUCAAACUAGUUAUGUUUUCCAAAGCACAUGUUAGCUGACUUAGUUCUCCACUCUGACUGCAUUCCACUGCUAACUCCCACCAAAAUGCAUGAUGACUGCCAGAGAACAGCACAGUGACCCUCAAUAACAACACUGAUGUUACCUGCACACAUGGAGCUGACAGGUUUGGAGGCUCCAGCAUGUAAUAAAAUAGAGAAUGAUAGCCUGA
Erinaceus europaeus (western European hedgehog) is the source of this 2074-nucleotide messenger RNA. RefSeq names its product sperm microtubule associated protein 2 like (gene SPMAP2L). The coding region runs from base 237 to 1847 and encodes 536 amino acids. The transcript is spliced from 9 exons. NCBI's taxonomy places the organism in Eukaryota, Metazoa, Chordata, Mammalia, Eulipotyphla, Erinaceidae. The record is from RefSeq and is a predicted model, not a curated record.